Messenger RNA from Bubalus bubalis (water buffalo), 997 nucleotides. RefSeq names its product melanoma-associated antigen 9-like. Gene Ontology annotation, cellular component: nucleus. The record is from RefSeq and is a predicted model, not a curated record. Gene Ontology annotation, biological process: negative regulation of transcription by RNA polymerase II. Lineage: Eukaryota; Metazoa; Chordata; Mammalia; Artiodactyla; Bovidae.
AUGUCAGCCCCACAACCUCAAGCUGUGCUGACUGCACACUGGCCCAGGAUCCCAUCUGUCCCCCUGCUCACUCCUGUCUGCACCUCAACCCUGGUCAUCAUGCAAGGGAUGCAUGAGCUCUGCCAGCCUGAGAGAGUCUUUCAGGAUCCAAGAAAGGAAGAGGGCCUGAUGGAGGCACAGUUCAUUGGGAAGAAUGAGCUGGUGCAAUUCCUGCUCAGCAGGUGUCUUGCCAAGGAGCUGAUCACAAAGGCAGAAGUGCUGAACAGUGUGCUCAAAGAUUACCAGGACCAUUUCCUGGUGGUCUUCGUUCAAGCCUCAGAGUAUUUGCAGCUGGUCUUUGGCUUGGAGGUGAAGGAGGUGGACCCCAGUGAGCACACCGAUAUCCUGGUCCCCUCCCUGGGCCUCACCCUCAGUGAGAUGCUGAGCGAUGGGCAGAGGUUGCCCAAGGCCGGCCUCCUGGUGGUGAUCCUGUGCCUGAUCGCUGUGGAGGACGGCCAUGCCCCUGAGGAGGAGAUCUGGGGAGCACUCAGCAGGAUGAGGGUGUGUCUCGAAGAACACUUCAUCUAUGGGGAGCCCAGGGAGCUGCUCACCCAAGUGUGGGUGCGGGAGGGGUACCUGGUGUACCAGCAGGUGCCUGAUGAAGACCCUGCUUGCUAUGAGUUCCUGUGGGGUCCCCAGGGCUAUGUGGAGACCAGCAAGUUUAAAGACCUGGAAUAUCUGGACAGAGUUGGUUGAAGGGGUCCCAGCUCCUUCCAACCCCUCUGCAAAGGCUGCGAGGGAGGAGGAAAGAGGACUCUGAGCCAGAGCAGCAGCCAGGCUCCUUCUGGGCCCAUGUCCAACAGCUUGUCCUAGGGGGCAGGAAAGGAGGCUGAUUCUUCCCUUUGUUAUUGAAGAGGAAACAGUCAGCCUUCUCAGCAGUGAAGGUCCGGGCCCGUUGGGGGAACCCGGUGUGUGGCAUCUUUGUGUUCCUGUUCUCUACAAUCACAUGGAGGCUCAU